AUGGCUGAAGAAAACUUGGCACUUCGGGUUUUUCAGACCUUCGUUGGACUCGUAGGAAUCUGCGGCAAUGGUUUGGUGUGUGUGGUCAUCGCUAAGGUUCGCUUCAUGCACACCCUGACCAACGCCUUCAUCCUCAACCAAGCCCUGAUCGAUCUCCUCGGGUCGUUGCUCGUUUUGCUGAGCAGUGUUGUACCGAUUCCUGACCCGCUGCCGCCAGGUGCCAGCGGAGUGCUGCUUUGUAGGCUGUGGAUUUCAAAAUAUUUCAACUGGGUCAUGUUCACAGCGUCCACUUUUAACCUGGUUGCAUUGACCCUGGAGAGGUACCUAGCCAUUGUGUUCCCCUUCAGGUACCAAGUGCUUGGUACUCGUAAGAAUGCCGUAGUCACAAUAUUAACUGUUUGGGUGUCGGCAUUCCUUUUCAUCAGUUAUGGAAUUUUCAUUCGCUACUACGAAGCCGGUCAGUGCAAGCAGAAGUUAGUGGCCCAUCCGCAAGCUCUUGGCGUGGCCGUCUUCAUGGUGACAUACCUUCUACCUGUCAUCGUCAUGAUAGUUGCCUAUGUCCACAUCGCAGUGGUCCUCAAGAAGGGAGCCGCGAGAAUCCAGCCCGGACCGGAGGCUGCCGGUCCAUCUACCGGUCAAGCUCCCGAGGGCCAGGGGGAGUCGCUGAUGCGUGCUCGCCGUAACACCUUCAAGACCCUCCUGAUCGUCUGCGUGGCGUUCACUGUUUGCUGGACGCCCAACGAGGUCAUCUUCUUCCUCUUCAACCUUGGCGUGGAAGUGGACUUUACCUCCUUCGUCUACAUCGUGUCGGUUGCAUUUGUUGCCUCAAACAGCUGCCUGAACCCAUUCCUGUAUGCCAUCAAGUACAAGCAGUUCCGAAAGGCUCUGAAAACGCUCCUGGGUAGGCAGAUUACGAUUGCUGACGAUUUGCCACCGCCAACAGUGAGUACUGGUCAUACCCUCCUGAUCGUCUGCGUGGCGUUCACUGUUUGCUGGACGCCCAACGAGGUCAUCUUCUUCCUCUUCAACGUCGGGGUGGAAGUGGACUUCACCUGCUUCGUCUACAUCGUGUCGGUUGCAUUUGUUGCCUCAAACAGCUGUCUCAACCCGUUCCUUUACGCCAUCAAGUACAAGCAGUUCCGGAAGGCCCUUAAAAUUCUUUUCGGUAAAAGAGGGGAGACAUCGCAGCCAGUGACAUAAAGCAGAGACUGCAUGCAAAAUGUGAUGCAUUGUUUUGAUGAAUGAAUAAUCACUGAAGGGGACU
Patiria miniata (bat star) is the source of this 1264-nucleotide messenger RNA. RefSeq names its product galanin receptor 2b-like. The record is from RefSeq and is a predicted model, not a curated record. Gene Ontology annotation, molecular function: G protein-coupled receptor activity. Gene Ontology annotation, cellular component: membrane. Lineage: Eukaryota; Metazoa; Echinodermata; Asteroidea; Valvatida; Asterinidae. Gene Ontology annotation, biological process: G protein-coupled receptor signaling pathway. The coding region runs from base 1 to 1200 and encodes 399 amino acids. The transcript has 2 exons.